AUGAUUAGCACUUCAAGACCAAGUCUCUCUGGUUGGACAGAAAUUUUCGAUGAAAAACACCAGAGGUUUUAUUAUUUUAACCCAUCAACUAAUGAAACAUCGUGGACACAUCCAAAAGAACAAGAAACUCCAGCAGAACAACAACAACAAAAUCAUUCUUCUUCAACUUCUACAAAUACAACAAUAACAACAAAUGAACUAGCACUUUCAACACUUUCUUCUAGAUUAUCCGAAACUGAUAAAAAAAAGAAAAUGGCAAAAAAGAAAAAUCAAAGACGUUUUGCAAGUAUAGCCGAUCAAUACUAUCUCGUUUUCAAGAGAGUUAAAAAGUUAGAAGAUGAGAAACCUUUAGGAUAUGAUUCGUUAACAAUCAAGGAUAAAUUUAUCCUAUUUCAAUUAUCACAUUUGACAUCUGUUAAAUCAGGUACAGUAAGAUUAGCAGAAAUGGAAAAGGAAAUCAAAGAAUCUGAAAUGUUAUUUUCAUGUCUUAGAGGAGACACUCAAAAAUUCACAGAAUUAGUUUCCAAAUAUCCAAAGAAAUUAUCUGAAACUCUACCAACGUCCAAAUUGAAUAUUUUACAUUUAGGAGUAGCAAGUGGAAAUAUUCACAUUGUAAAAUAUAUAAUUUCUCUGUUACAGAAUAUGAAAUCAAUUUCAAUUGAUCAAAAUACUUUUAAUGGAUUAACUUCAUUGCAUAUUGCUUGUUUAUUUGGUUUAUUUCAAAUUGCUAGCUUGUUAAUUGAGUUUGGUGGUGCAGAUACUAAUGUUACUUGUAAUUGUAUUCCAGUUGCUCCUCCUUAUUUACAAAAACCACUUACUUAUUGGAAUAAUAUUAAGGAUUGUUCUGUAAAUUCCUUUACACCAUUCCUUUAUGCUGUGUUUGGUGGUAGUUUGGAAACUGUUAUCAUGUUUGCCAAUUUAGCAAAAGUUGGUGUUAGUAUUGAACAGAAUAGAACCGGUUUCAUUACAGAUGCACUUUCAUUGGCCUGUAUUUUACAACAUGUUAAAAUUGUUGAGCUAUUUUUGAGAGAGGAUUAUAUUUUCAAUUAUGAUCCUAAUUGUAUUGAUGAAUAUGGUAUGACUCCUAUUAUGUUUGUUGCCAUGUCAUCUGGAAAUGCCAUUGUCGUUUCAAAACUUGUUAAAAAGUCUGCAAGUAUCGUUGGUGUGAAUAGAUUGAAUGGCUACUCUUGUUUACACUUUGCCAUCAAUAAUGGAAAUUAUGGAUUCAUCAAGAGAUUGUGUCAAGAGAAGGAAGGAAGUGAAGAAUUGGCCCUCGUCUUGAGAACUCACAAUGCCAAACAACCACUCAAUCCACUUCAAUAUCUGAAUAGUCCUGAAGCUCAAAAUCAAUUUACUCCCGAGCUGAGAAAAAAGACAGAAAAUAUUCUUAAAGCACAUGGUGCUUCUGAAAAGAAAGGUUUCAGUGAUAUUGUAAAGGAAGGAUAUUUGACAAAACAAGGACACGUUGUCAAGAAUUGGAAAAAGAGAUGGUUUAUUCUACGUGUUGGAGAAUUGCAAUAUUUCAAGAGUAUUCAAAAGCUUAAAGAGCCAACUGGUGCUAUCAAUUUGGAGAAUGGAAGUUUAGCUAAAACUUAUACGAAAAAUUGUUUUGUCUUGUAUGAUUCAAAGAAUGAUAAGAAAUUUUUCAUUCAGGCUGCAACAGAUGAGGAAAUGAAAGAAUGGUGGGAUGCUAUCGCAUUCUGCAUAUCUCAUGCUGGUGGUCAAUAAAUAGUUUAUUAAUAUU
This is a messenger RNA of Naegleria gruberi, 1744 nucleotides long. Its product is annotated as protein kinase. Gene Ontology annotation, molecular function: protein binding. The coding region runs from base 1 to 1728 and encodes 575 amino acids. NCBI's taxonomy places the organism in Eukaryota, Heterolobosea, Eutetramitea, Acrasida, Naegleriidae. The record is from RefSeq and is a predicted model, not a curated record. The transcript has 3 exons.